AUGCUCGGAACUGUCUGCAUCAUCGUAUCAUUUCUUCUUGUCCAUCAAACGAUCUGUGCCCCACGGGCGCUGGUGGCGGAUCGUUGUCCGAAGGGAUGGAUUCACUACGCCAAGGCCAAGACUUGUUAUUAUUUGUCGAGGAGGCGAUACACGCAUGAUGAGGCCCAAGCGUACUGCAAAGGACUGUCGAAACGAGCGUCAUUACUUCGAAUCGAGGAUGCUAGGGAAAAUCGACAAUUACAGGAAAUGACGAACGAGUGGCCGGUGUGGAUGGACGCAAAAGCCCGCUUCGACAUUGUCGAUAGUGCUGCCGGUCUAUUCAGCCCGGGCUAUGUGUUGAGAUGGCCAAAUAAUCGCCCUGUACGAUACUCUAACUUUGGCGGAGCCUCACGAGACCGACGAUUGCGCAGCGGCUGCGUUACGGUAAACUCAAAAGGGGAAUGGUCCAAUACACCGUGCGCUGCGAAAGCGUAUGCAGUUUGUGAAAGGCGAGCUAUUGGGAAACCGGAAAAGGUUGGUUGUGGUAAAAACUGGGCCUACAAUCGCGCUACCCGAGCUUGCUAUCGAGCCGUGACGAGGGAUAAUAUGACGAUGCUCACGGCCGAUAUUCGGUGCUACGAAAUGGGCGCUGAAAUCGACAAAGAUGCCAUGCUGGCCUCGGUGCUAAGCGAGGAGGAGAACACUUUCGUUCGAAGCCUCGCCCAGGCCGCCCUCACCGACGUUGAGUUUAUACUGCUAGGAGCGUUCGGGAAUGCGAAUGAUCGCCAGAAUUGGGCGUGGCUGGACGGCUCCGAUUUCGUGUACAGCAACUGGGAGCGAGGGAUGCCGCACGGCGGCAGGUCGUUGGCCGUGCUGGUGAUGAACAGAAGGGGAAAGUGGAUUAACCACUACGCCGACAAAAUCCUGUCCUUCUACCGGGCCGUCGCCGUGUGCAAGUAUAAACUA
Molecule: messenger RNA, 945 nt
Organism: Mesorhabditis spiculigera
Lineage: Eukaryota; Metazoa; Nematoda; Chromadorea; Rhabditida; Rhabditidae
Source: the annotation of a GenBank genome assembly